AGAGCAGGCAGACCAGACUCAGUAAGGCGGCCACUCAAAAAAACUGAAACCAUAAAGCAUUGGCAGAACAUGCAGUUAUUAUUGACACGCAACAGAUUUGCAUACUUAUUAGUGUCGCAGUAUUUACUUGACUAACAUUGGUGGUUUGUCGCGUAGUUUGUGUACUUCUAGUUUAUCAAGAAACAAGUCUAUGUUGUGGAUGUCAGUUUUCUAUGUAGGAAUUGCAAUUUGGAGCGUCCAAGUAUUGGUCAUCACAGAGUAUAAGGUCAAGAGUAAACCACAGUGUUUCACAUCAACUAUGAACACAUCCACACAGAACACGGUCAUGCAAAAAGGAAGUCCACAGCUCCAAAAUUUCCUGGUGAAGCGCACCAACAGCGCACAACACUUGAAGAAGCGGCACUUGUGCUUCAGCUGUGAGCAAACUUUUCCAACUCGAGAACGCUUGGAGGAACACUUCUGUCCUUCUGCAAGUUACAUCUGCUCCUGCGGAACCGAGUUUUCCGUCUAUGUAGACAUGCUGGAACACAGCACGACGCAUGAACCCGGACACCAAGUGCUUGACCACGAAACGAUAAAGAAGCGUCGAAUUGAGACGAGCAUAAAAGAGAAGGAGCAGUUGAAAAGACUCCAGUUCAGUCAAGGUGUUCCAGUGAGGACCAAAUUGUCCUCACCUUUGACAUUGAAUUACCAGACGCAAAUGCCCAUCAAAUCAGGUGUUAAGCCACAAACCUCCAUGCAGUCUGCACUGGCUUCGAAAGUGCCUGGAUUGCAUCCCACUAUCACACAAACAUCUGGGUUCCCAAAUCCUUACCCAACUCAGAUUAGCAUGCAGAAUGUUUUUGCUGGCGUGGGUUCACCAACAGUGGAUCUUUGGACCAUUUACCAGCCAGUGGUGUUGGUGAAAACGGUGCGGAAGUUUAACAAGCAAAAACCAUACACCUGCUCGAAAUGUGGGCAGGGCUUUUUGACGAAGAACAGCCUCAUUACUCACCACAGCGAGCAUGUUACGGAUAAAGUUUCUGGCUGUAUAGGAUGUGGAAUGCUGCUCUCCAGCAAGAAGUUAAUGCCCCGCUUCCAUGCUUGUAAUGCACCCAGCUCUUCUGCCAAAGUCAGACUCAUCACUGCACGACCACUGAGUCACCUAAACAAAAAUGCAGCCGGUAUACCAGGUAGUCCAAAUCUCAGUGCGUCCAGUAAAAUUAGGCGGGCAUUUCAUCCCAAUUCCUCUCUUCAGCAAAAGAGCCACAAUCUCAGUGCACCCAAUAAAAUCAGACAGGGGCCUCCUGCUCCACCUUCCCUGCAUCGCUACCCAUCAAAUAAACACAGUCAAGGGCUUCCUUUUACAUCCAGUCAAGAGUUGAAGACACCCAACCAAACUGUGGCACAAUUCCUGUACCAACAUUCACAUGCAUCCUCUGAAACAGCCCGCUACUUGUGCAGAGUCUGUCAUCUACCUUUUGAGAGUGCUCAACUUCUUCAGAGGCACAAGUGUGCCAAAGCACAGGAGUUCAUGGCACAGCACUCAAAGGCUGGCAAACCGUAUAACCGCAUCCGCACAGUGACACCAGUGAAGAGUCCAAAUCCCCCGGCAGUGAAUGGCGAGAGAAGACUCGCCAGCUUCUUGCCAGCUGGUGGCAUAAAGGCAAACAAAGUCGUGAAUGCCAGCCAGGGCGGAGAUCAAGGAGCAACUCCUGUCAACGGGAAAACUGUCAAUUUGGAUGACGACGAUGACGAUUGUUACAUAGUCGAAAGUUCGGACAAAUCUGCUGAGGUGAUCUACCAGGUUACUUCAUCUGUCCCUGUUAAGACAUAAACGACUUAAAGUUUAUCCAGUUUGCAUGUCAUUUUAAAUUUUGGACCAACAUAAAGAUUUCACUCUCCAGGUUGAAUAUGUACUUGUUUAGAUUUAUGGAGCUGGCCAUUUCAACUAAAACCAUGAGCAGCUGCAACAGUUUUGAGGCACAAAUGUCAAUGCAACAAUGUGCUUCAGACUGGCUCUAAUUACUAGAUGCCCGAUAGGUGCAGUAUUUGAUCUUGUAACCAUCACUUGAGGAAUUAAAAAACAAAACUAUUUUUGUUCGGGUGAUGUGAUAUGCUUCCCUUAUCCAAACAGCUGAACAGCGAAUUAUGCUGUACGAUAUGACAUCAAAUGUUUUAAAGAUGGCUUUAUUUUAGUGUAGUUAAUAUUCACUUCCCAUGUGUCUUUCUCCAUCACUUUGGUAAAAAAAAAAAAAAAAAAUUCUGAGUUUCGAUAGCAGAAUUGAUGGGUGACAAAAUAAAGGAAUGUUUCAGUGUAAAUGCUUCCAUGCUGGUGUGCAGCGUGACAUAAUGUCCGGCAGAUCAAUUCAGGAUGAUUAAAAGGAUGACUUUUAUGCUACACUAAUGCUCAUUUGUCCAAAUGAGGGUAGUUUCUGCCCCACCCACACACACACACACCCAGACAGCGUUUUCUUUCCCAGAUAUUAAAAUGCUGUACACACUGUGGCACUGUUGUGAUUCAUCAAGUCUCAGCUGAAAUUAACACCUGUGGAAGAAUUUGGACCAACAUGUUGGCACUUUAUUCCUACUUGAAAGAUGAAAUGGUUACAUUGACUGUAGAAGGGUGGCUUUCAUCCCCCUGUUAAAGUCCCAGAUGCAUUUAAAAUUAAAGUUUUAGGAGUUUGUGGUUUCACACCUGGUGAUAAAUGUUCCAGUUUUUCCUUUAAUUUGUCACCUGUGUGUGUGGUUUAUUCCUGUCAAGAUGGGACAACCACGUACUGUAUAUAUAUUAGUUUUUGUUUUUAUUUUCUUUUUGAUGUCAGAAUGUGUUGUGAGGCUGUGAGAAUUGAUCUUGAUGCCUUGUGUGUUCUGCCAGCUUUGUUAGAUUUUGAGAAUACAGUAUAUAUGUUGUAUUAAACUAUAUUUUCAACCUCCCUUUUUGUUAAAUGCAUUUACAGUUAUGUGCUGCUUUUAAACUGAGGGAAAUACAGAGCUUUUCACA
Molecule: messenger RNA, 2983 nt
Organism: Thalassophryne amazonica
Lineage: Eukaryota; Metazoa; Chordata; Actinopteri; Batrachoidiformes; Batrachoididae
Product: zinc finger protein 567-like
Exons: 2
Coding region: 191-1816 (541 amino acids)
Biological process (GO): regulation of transcription by RNA polymerase II
Cellular component (GO): nucleus
Molecular function (GO): DNA-binding transcription activator activity, RNA polymerase II-specific; RNA polymerase II cis-regulatory region sequence-specific DNA binding
Source: RefSeq, a predicted model, not a curated record